This is a messenger RNA of Nerophis ophidion (straightnose pipefish), 545 nucleotides long. It is a transcript of the gene mustn1a, whose product is annotated as musculoskeletal, embryonic nuclear protein 1a. The record is from RefSeq and is a predicted model, not a curated record. Lineage: Eukaryota; Metazoa; Chordata; Actinopteri; Syngnathiformes; Syngnathidae. Gene Ontology annotation, biological process: tissue regeneration; chondrocyte proliferation; chondrocyte differentiation. Gene Ontology annotation, cellular component: nucleus. The transcript is spliced from 3 exons. The coding region runs from base 105 to 365 and encodes 86 amino acids.
GGGUCAAAAUACAAGAAAACACACACACGCGCGCACACACACACAUGACAUCAUUUGUUAGUCUUUAAAAACAUUUCCUGUCCUCCUGAGACUGGCUUGUGUGCAUGAAGAGACUGCACCCAGGACUAAACAGCAGAGAGCGCUUGUCCGACAUGUCUCAACCGGCAAAGGAAGAAGGAGGAAUGCAGCGUCCCGCAGGGAGAGAAGACCACCUGACUGACGACCAGGAGAAAGUGGCGAACAGCGGACCAAAGAAGAGCAAGACACUGCAAGUCAUGGAAGAUUGUGAGAAAAGGGGUGAAGUCGCUCCGUCCGUCUUUGGCGGCGUGAAGUCAGGAGGAAACACGACCUCAGCCAGGAAGUAGAUGUGCGACGUCACUUUCCCUCCCCAAGACCAGGCAGGCACUUUUUCACUCUUUUUUUUAUAUUCAUACACAAAAUGUCUGAGUUGGUGUUGUGGUCGCACAACACAAAGGUGCUGCCGACAUAUUAGGAACACAUGUCAACAAUAAUAAUAAAACGUCUCCCAUGACAAUGACAAGUUA